CUGCUCUGCAUUCCGGCGGAGCGCACAGAUACACACGGUCGCAGCCGAGUCCCGGGCUGAGAAACUUAUUGUAUGAACUCACAACUCAAAAUAAGACGGGAAGAAAAAAGUUGCUCCGCGCGUAUUUUCUACAGUUUUUCCUCCCUACUGUCGUUGUUGUUUCUUCCCUCUUCUUGUGGAAUGGUUUACAUUUUUUCUGGGAACUUUCAGAGAAGGUGGUUUAUGUCCGAUUUUUAAGGUAUUAACCCAAACCUAUCCCAACGCAGUAACUCCAGACUGUUGAUGCACCAUGGUGAUCCUGACAGAGAGCAGCCAGGGGGCUCAGUCCAGCUCGGCCCAGGGAAGACCCCUGCAGGUCGGCUUCUACGAGAUCAUCCGCACACUGGGGAAGGGAAACUUUGCCGUGGUGAAACUGGCCAGACAUAAAGUCACCAAGACACAGGUGGCCAUUAAAAUCAUUGAUAAGACCAGAUUGAACCCCUCCAACCUGGAGAAAAUAUACAGAGAGGUGCAGAUAAUGAAGCUGCUUAACCACCCUCAUAUCAUCAAACUCUACCAGGUCAUGGAGACCAAAGACAUGCUGUACAUUGUGACAGAGUAUGCGAAGAAUGGAGAAAUGUUUGACCACCUGAAGACAAAUGGCCGCAUGAGUGAAGAUGAGGCGCGAAAGAAGUUUUGGCAGAUUCUUACAGCUGUGGACUAUUGCCAUCAACACCACAUUGUUCACCGUGACCUUAAAACCGAGAACCUGCUGCUGGAUGCCAACAUGAACAUCAAAAUAGCUGACUUUGGAUUCGGAAACUUCUAUAAUGCAGGGGAGCCCCUGGCUACAUGGUGUGGCAGCCCGCCUUAUGCUGCCCCUGAAGUGUUUGAAGGGAAAGAGUAUGAGGGGCCUCAGCUGGACAUAUGGAGCCUUGGUGUGGUGCUUUAUGUUCUGGUCUGCGGCUCGCUUCCAUUUGAUGGACCCAGCCUUCCUGCACUGAGACAGAGAGUCACUGAGGGCCGAUUCAGAAUCCCUUUCUUCAUGUCUCAAGACUGUGAAAACCUGAUCCGUAAGAUGCUGGUGGUGGACCCGUCCCGGAGGAUCACCAUGGCCCAGAUCAAGCAGCACCGCUGGAUGCUGGCAGACCCCACAGCCGCCCACCAGACCCUCAGCCACUCCCUGACAGAGUACAACUCCAACCUGGGGGACUACAGUGAACCAGUGCUGGGCAUCAUGAACACACUGGGCAUCGACCGCCAAAAAACUAUUGAGUCUCUGCAGAGCAGCAGCUACAACCACUUUUCUGCUAUCUACUACCUGCUGCUGGAGAGAGUGAGAGAGCACCGCAGCCAGCAGCUGAGCCGCCAGCAGACCUGGAGCCAGAGACCCAGGAGCACCUCCGACUCCCCCGGCCCAGAGGCGAUCAUGGAGUCAGCUGACAGCUUUACAUCUACAGCAUUUUCCAUUCCUGCCCAAAGCACUGCUCCAGUGUACCCGGAGAUGGAGUAUGACCAAGCUGGAUUGUUUCAGCGUGUGGUGUUUCCAGUGGAGGCCAGCCUAAACCGACUGCUCUGGAACCGCUCCAUUUCCCCCAACAGCCUGCUGGAGACCAGCAUCAGUGAAGAGGUGCGACCCAGAGACCUGGAGGAAGAGGAGGCAACACAAACCUUUGCGCCUUUGCUCCCUCCCAGCACAACUUCCCGCAGACACACACUGGCUGAGGUGUCGGCCCGUUUCCACCAGUGCAACCCUCCAUGCAUCGUGGUCUGUCCUUCCGAUGGUGCCUCUUCUGACGGCUGUCUGAAGUCCUCGUCUAGUCAAGCCCACACUUUGCAGGAUGCUAUGGGUGGGAUGUCAACACUUCUGGCCUCUCGUGCUGAAAGUGGAGCCCUGCUGCCUGCUGAGACCCACCUGACCCUCUCCUCCCACCUCCUGCCCCAGGCCCAGGGCAGUCUGCCCGCUGUCAGCUUCCAGGAGGGUCGCCGAGCCUCUGACACCUCCCUCUCACAAGGCCUCAAAGCUUUCCGGCAGCAGCUGAGGAAAAACACACGCACCAAAGGGCUUCUGGGAUUAAAUAAGAUCAAAGGUCUGACGAGGCAAGUCAUUUCUCCCCCCUCCUGUAACCGCGGCAGCCGAGGGUCUCUGGGUCCGGCGCUCUCUGAACACCGCAGCAUGCUGGAGGAGGUGCUGCACCAGCAAAGGAUGCUACAGAUCCAGAUCCAACCUCAGCCUCUGGUCCAAGCUGCUCCGAUCGCAUCUACCCAGAAUCCCCUGCUGUUUCUCGCCCGGCAGCCGUCACCCUCUCCUCCACCUACUACAGUGUUUGCUUCCUCGUCCAUCUUUGACACCCCUACCCCCUCCGCCCUACCUCCUCAGCAAACGUCAGUGGGUUUAGAGCACAGUCCGUGGAAACAGAGCUUGGAGACUUCCUCCUCCGGCUGCUCCUCAUCAUCCUCCUCAGCCUGCUACGCCUCUUCUCUGUCCCCCGUGGCCUCCGCUGCUUACCUCCUUGAGGCUCGUCUGCACAUCAGCCAGCAAACCGCCCCUCCCUCCCACAUCGGCCUCCAACAGCUGCCCCAGUCGACAACACAAGGCACCUUCCCCAUCAUGUCCAAGCCAGGGGCGUGGAGCGCGGACUCGGCCUCCAGCACAGACCCGGACCAGCAGGACUCGUGUCUGUCCACCCAGCAGCAGCUCAGUAGCUGUGUGAUGGUGAAGUAAAACGAUCACGACCAGAAAUGUUUUUCUUUGUGGAAGAUAAAGAUUUGGAGCCGUAAAAAGAAAAAAAGCAGAAGUGAGGAAGAAGAACAAAAGCAGAUGCAAGCGACACAUGAACACUUUAUUUAACAACAUGCGGUACACAUGGGAGAAUGUGUAUGUUGGGUAUACUUUAAUAGCAUAUAAGCUAAAGGCUAAGCAAUAAUCAGACUCUGGACAAGGCGCUAAACCCGUAUCAGAGAGCAAGAGAAGCAAUAAUAGACUGAAAGGCAGCGCCCUGAUGAUAGUGUCACUUGAAUGAAAUGGAGUUGACGGUAGCUGAUAAAGUUGCGUCUCCCGUGCUUUGAUGCAGUUUUUCUGAGACGUGACCUUUGUUGAAUACAGGAAGGCUCCCUCUUCCUUCUUGUUUAUAGACACUUUUGUGUCAUUUCCUGUUCUCUAUGUUUUUCAAUUGACUGGACAGAAGACCAAAAUGAUUUUCUUUCCACUUUGUUCGCCUUUCUAAAGAGACAUCUCUCUGUAGCAAUUAACAUGCAGUAUAGUGUCCAAAGCUUCAUUGAAGGAGUUCAUUUGUAUUGAAACUGUGAUUUGUUUUUCUUCUGUGCAAGAUAAUUAUAGUUACGCAAAUGCUGCUUUUACCUCAAGCCGCAAAAGACUGCUACAUCCUCAUCAGCCAAAACUGAAGGACGAUGGUGUCUCACUGAUUGAGUAAAGCACAACAGGUACAUUCCUUCAGCUUGGUGGCACCCUACACAUGUGGAUACACUGAUCCGUAUUCCCUUGUUUGAUAAACACCUUCCCGUUAGAUGCUUUUACUACCUCCACAGGCAACAAAUUAGAAACCUGUAAAAAGAAUUCCCGAAGAAAAUGGUGUCAAUCCCAGUAUAUAAGAGGAAACAACAUUUUCAAAUGCACAGAACAAAGACUGUGGGAAAUGUGCAAUAUUUCACAUUGAAAUACCAAGGAAGCAUAAGGCUUUAUAUAGGAUGGUCAAAUGUACAUUUGCCUGAGGUGUUUGUGUUCUUAUUUGUAAUGUAUCUCUUUGCUGUGCUAGCUAGCUGUCUAGAACAGGUACUAUUUAUGUGACAUAAUAACAUGUUACUGUAGAAAUUGAGAGAAAAGACUCAAGGCAUUUCAAAAUGUUGUUUCUUCUCACAGCAUGCUUGUAGUUCUUUAACUGAAAGGAAGAAUUUGGGUUUUACCAAAGAGCAAACAGCACAAGAGAUAGCUGAUCUAUCAGAUACACUACUGACUACUCACUUUGAAUGCUGUCUCAAAAUGUAGCAAGGUGGUUAGCAAACAUAUUUCACAUGAUCUCCUUAGCUGUUGCCAUGGGAAAACUCUGGCUACCACCAAAUCCCGAAGCUACAAGUGCUACCUAUACCCAUAGCUUACCAUGGUGGUAUUCAUUUUUGUACUUUUCUAGAAUAGAAAAAAAAGUCAGGAUAUAGCAAUACUAUGUUGUGCUGGAAGCUGAACUUCACACAGUUUAAGGCUGAACGAGAUGUGUAAUAUUAUAAGCUUAUUAAGCCCUCUCAUAUCUGUGAAACAACUUGUAGAAGAGCAGUGUUUUUGCAAACCAAGUUCUGCUUUGGAAAAAGUGUUGAUGUUUCUAUAGAACAACUUUGGUUUAUUGCACUCACUACAAACACUUGUGCCUUUGAACAAGCUCCUGAUCUGAGGUCUUCAUCUCUGAUCGUUACAUUAAAGAAAGAAGCUUAAUGGCCCUUUUGAGACCUUCUCGGACCUCUCUCUCUCUUCUUCUGUAUCGGACCUUUGAACUUGCUGUGUAAAUAGAAGCGAAAAUUGCACUUUAUUUAUAUUUUAUUUCUCAUUACGAAAACAAUUCUUCACAAACUAUUGAAACGCUAAGACUCUUGAUGCAGUUCUCUUUUUUGAUAAAAAAAAAUAAGAUCCUAUUUCCUGGUUUGUAACUUGAUCGUGUGAGCAUGUGUGUGUGUGUGUGUGUGUGUGUGUGUGUGUGUGUGUGUGUGUGUGUGUGUGUGUGUGUGUGUGUGUGUGUGUGUGUGAGUGAGGAGGAGAGAGAAAGGAGAGAGAAUGUCAGUUCCAGAUAGAUUGUGUAUUUAUGUGGCUAUUUAUUUAAAUAAAGUUCCCUUCCUAAA
Molecule: messenger RNA, 4824 nt
Organism: Notothenia coriiceps (black rockcod)
Lineage: Eukaryota; Metazoa; Chordata; Actinopteri; Perciformes; Nototheniidae
Gene: sik1
Product: salt-inducible kinase 1
Exons: 14
Coding region: 290-2704 (804 amino acids)
Biological process (GO): protein phosphorylation; intracellular signal transduction; microtubule cytoskeleton organization
Cellular component (GO): cytoplasm
Molecular function (GO): ATP binding; tau-protein kinase activity
Source: RefSeq, a predicted model, not a curated record